CAGAGAUGGCGCCACCUGCAGCAUUAAACAGUUUUAUGCCAAUGCUCAGCUUGCUCUCUCUUUCUCAGCGUGCGCUCUCUUUAUACCAAUCUCUCCAUCUGCUACUGUUGUGGCUGUUGUGUUAUCAGAAACGCUUGGAUGCUGGUCGGGUGCAGACGUCCUUCAGCCUUGACAGAGUUAUAAUCGAGUGCUAGAAUAAAUUGCUGCAACUAGCUUAAAGUGCGGAAAACGUCUCGGCUGAAUGAAAAAAUUUUAAGUUUUCCUUAUAAUAUACAUACACAACCUGAGUAACGUGCUAAGAAUAAAACAAUAAGGAUAUUGGCCAGUUUUUUUUUGACAAUCAAGAUAAAGCAGCCACCACGCACAGGAGAAUUGAAGCGUUCUAAUGAAUACCUAAGUAUACACACACACACAUCUACACAUACCUACACACUUACAUACAUACUUAUAUACAUAAACGUGAAAAGAAUAGUUGUUUUAGGUCAAACAAAAGCCAAAGCGAACAAAAAACGAAAAAAAAUCGAACAUUACGGAUAACUCAAGAGAGCGCGAACAAAGGCCAAAAAUAAUGAAAAUCAAUUGGAAAAACCUUUAAAGCCAGCCUGAGAACAUUAAGGAUCAACUUAAUCUGAGAAGCCACAUCCGUUGAUGAGCAGCUCGUUGGCUAUAAAUACACCGCAGAGCGAGACGUCAAUGUGGUUGUAAUGCCGUCACGUCGCAGCGGUGGUGUUGGCACCACACGGCGCAAGCACUCGGUGGGCAAUCUGCGACGGGCACAUCCGGCCUCCGGUGCCACAUGGAAUGUGCAGGUGGUGCGCGGCAAGAUGUCCUCGAAAUGCUUGUGGCACGCGUGCCGGGCGCUAAUAUUGGGCCUGGCCCUCAUGAUGGUGGGCGCUGGCAUGGCCACGCUGGGCUACUAUGCGGAUCAUCUGUCCAUGGGCUCCGAGCUGCGUGGCAAUGUUACGGUGCGUGUCAAGAACGAUCUGAAGGGCUUCCAUUUGAACAAUUUCGCAUAUGUGGGACCCAUUGUCAUGGGUUUCGGCGGCUUCAUUGUGGUCGCCUCCUGUGUGAUGACCUUCGAGGCACGCGACUCUGCAGCCAAGGUGGUGCCGGCGCGUCUACGUGCUGGCGGCGGCAGCUGCAACAAAACGACAGCGCGCAGCAAUCAAGGCAGCUCCGCCUCGCAGCGCCGUGGCAUGGGUGCUCAGUAUCAGACGACGCGCUGGGAUCAGCAUUUUGGCGUCUUCCGCUCAUCACCCGGCGAUCCACAUCAGCAGCUGCAGGCGGUGGCUGGUGCGGCUGGCGCCGGUCAGCAGCAGGCGCAGCCUUUUGAUCGCGAGGCCCUCACCGCGGAGCUCAUCAACUUCUCCAAGUCACUCAGCGCAUCCACACGCUUCUCGCCACAGCUGCGCCGUCUCACCUUCACUGGUUCCGUGCCCAAUCUGUCUACCAUCCAUGCAAACGCUCAUCCAACCGCCUGCAUCGACACUAAUCACUCCAAUCUGUUCUUGCCGCAUCCCAAAAUGCCGCUGGAACUUCUACAACAACAACAACAACAACAACAACAACUGUGCUGUAAACGGCAUCACCAUCAUCGCCAUCACCAACACAAACAACGCAAACAACAAACGUCCACCUCGAGCAGCAGCGUCCGGCGCGUGCGUCAAACGCGCACAGCUACCGCCCCCGGCGGCGGCAGUGGCGGCGGCGGUUUCGGCUCCGGCGGCUCGAAUGCACGCCUCAUCAGCAACUCAUCCAGUUUGAUACAGCGCGCUACCAGGGAGUAUGCCGCAUGCACUUUGCUGCAGCCGCCGGCAGCGAGCCGCGUUUACUGGCAAGCCUCGUCCUUUGAUGCCGGCAUAGGCGCAGGCUCAACUCACGGCUCUGCUGGCGGCGAAAAGCGCGCUGAGCGCAACAAACGCUCCGAUACAGCCAAACGUCACGUGCUGGCACGUCAGCGACCCAUCGAGCAUGAGGAGGCCGCAGCGGCGGCGGCGGCAGCUGCCCGUGAUCGGGAUCGUUGCAGCCCGCUGGGACACAGGCGCAACUCAACCAUGUCAGACUCGUCGUAUAGCGGCCGCUGGACGGCGCGUUGUGCUUCGGUAGCGAGUCGCACCUCGAGCAUUGAUUCACGGCGCAUCCAGGUGGAUCUGCACAGUCCGGAAGUGAUGCCCAAGUCAAUAUUGCGCUCGCCCAAACGCUACAGUUCCGGCCCCUCGGCGACGCCAUCAGUUGAGAAGGAGUUCCGCAGCCAAUUGUCGGUAUGCUCAGAACCGCCUCCACCCGUGCGUCAGCUGUCGGGACAGUCAAGCAUGGAGCCAGCUGUGCCGGAGGAGAGUGUGGAGCUAAUCGACGAGCGUGUUGCGAUUGAGUGCCACAGCAACAGCGAGUGCAAUGUGGCCUACAGCGAGAUCAGUGAGCUGGUGCAUCACACGCACAGCCUGCCGCCUAAGAAACAGCGUCCCGACUUUCUGCCGCUGGAGCAGCAACUGCAGCGGGAGCGGGAACGGGAGCAGAAGACGACACUCUAUAGAAGCAACAGUUCCAGGCAAUUCUAUCGGCCCAAGCCUGCCAUAGCGAAGGACCGGGAUGAUUCGGUUUUCUAUAUACGCUCCCUGGAGCGUGCCGGCAGCGCCGCCAGCGGCGAUGAUCACAUGUACGACUCGCUGAAGGUGAUAAAUGAGCGUCGCUCGACCCUGCUAAAGGCCGACUCGCAGAGCUCGUUGGGCUCCGCGGAGCGCAAGCUGAGCAGCUUUUCGCUCAAGAUGCCGGACAUAACGGAGCGCGAGAACUCGAUAGAUAUAGAGGACGGACCUCCGAUAACACAGUCAAUCGUAGAGCUUGAGAAAAACCCACAUGAAACUUAAAUAUUGACCGAGAUAAUAUAAAUGUGUGUGCGUGCGCGUGUGUGUGUGUUGUGUGUAUUGAUAAGGUGGUGUAUUGACAGUAUUGACAAUGACAGUUACUUUAGCACGGAUCUAUUAUAAUGUUGGGAAAUACAGAGAUUUUUUGAUAAGCCUGCAAAAAUUGGUACACCGAAUUUGAAUUUAAGUUAAGUGUAGAAAUACGAUAUCGAAAUACCCUUCCUUUCACUUUCGCGAAUCAAAUCUAUUUGAAAAAUCGUUAACUAUGAAUCGUUAUCUGUGUUGCCCUAGGCACUAAUCGAUGUAUUACAAAUUAACUAUUUAUGUGUUUCAAAUUGUAGUCGUCCCGCUGUUGAAUUGUUAAUGUAACUACAAAAAGAAAAUCGAAUAUAACAUUGUUAUAUGUUGAAAUGCAUUCUAUGGAUAUGAACGAGCUUUUAAUGAUUAAGCGCUCCGAACCCGAUUCCGGCUGUAUCCUGUUUCCUCUGUCUAAGCCAGAAGAAAACAAAUGCUUAAGAAUUCAAUUUGAAAUUGUAUAUAAGUAACUAUAUUAUAUGUAAUAUUACAAUCAGCUUACAAGCGAAGACUGAUGUUCGUAAAUUUAUGUUCUAUUUGUGAAUUGUGCGCUAAAAGUUCUGAAAAAAUGUCAAUUUCUGUUCAAAUACAAUGAAAAGCAAUAAGAAAUUAUAAUUAUUGAUAAAGCACAGAGUGCAACGAAAAUAACAAAUCAACAAAAUUAUGUUUCAAGUGUUCCACAACUUAAACAUUUAAAAGCGAAAAAUAUCAGAAAAUCCGAAUAUCAGCCAACUUUGGUUUACUGAAGUUUAUCAGAGUAAUAUAUCAAAUAUUUUCACAGAAGGUUUGCAGCAAUUUCUACCAACGUAAUUAUUGAUAAUCGUAUAUAACAAUAAUGUAAAGUAUAUACUUU
Messenger RNA from Drosophila novamexicana, 3792 nucleotides. RefSeq lists its product as uncharacterized. The transcript has 7 exons. Bases 705 to 2867 code for a protein of 720 amino acids. The record is from RefSeq and is a predicted model, not a curated record. Lineage: Eukaryota; Metazoa; Arthropoda; Insecta; Diptera; Drosophilidae.